This is a messenger RNA of Pomacea canaliculata, 5311 nucleotides long. RefSeq lists its product as uncharacterized. The transcript has 12 exons. Lineage: Eukaryota; Metazoa; Mollusca; Gastropoda; Architaenioglossa; Ampullariidae. The coding region runs from base 1246 to 3048 and encodes 600 amino acids. The record is from RefSeq and is a predicted model, not a curated record.
ACGAGAUUGGCCUUCUAAAUAAUUCGUCUUCCGUAAUACUAUUUAUAUUGAAAAGCAUACCACAAAGUUGUAAUGCUUCAUGUAUUAUUUAUCUUUACACUACGUGUAUACUAGCAUAAACUGCAAUAAAAUAAAUCUUUGUGAAACAUAAAAUAACCUUUUCUUCUGUACAAGAGAAAUACAGUUUGAAAAAGUAUCUCGAAAGAACUGAUUAAACUCACAUAUAUAUAUAUUGUCAGAAAUAAACAUAUGCACAGCACUGAGAGCAUAUUCCUUCGUGAGAGUGAUUCUACCACACCUUUAUUUUUACACAUACUUUUUAUUAUAAAUAACUGCUAAAUUUAACGAACAAUAGGUUCCUAAUCACCUUUAAAUUUCCAAUAAAACAAUUUUAUUUUUAUCUCUCAUUAAUUGAUCUCUCAAAUAUUAGCACACGCUUUACCCUCUAAUAACACGAAUACGGUUCCGUUCUGACAUCUUUCUAUCUUACUGUUUCUCUUAGCAUUGAUAAUAUGACUUGUCAAACUAUGUGAUAGAAAAUCUGAGAGAGGACUAAGAUAACUUGAAAUUUACCGGCUGUACUGAACGAAAUAGUGCCGAGAAAAAAAAAUUACUUUCAUCUGAAAGUUGCAAGAUCUUCACAAACCAAAAAGAAACACUACUUUUAUAUUUAUACAUUAUAGGUAAGCAUGUAUAGAAAACUCGAAACAAAUAUAAUCCUGACAUGAAGGUGUUUCAUCUCACUAUAAAUAAUAAUAAUGAAAACCAAUUAUAAUCUGAAAUGACUGACUGGGAAAGAAUUAAAACUCGAUACUUACAAAAUGGCCCUCAACAUAAUCUGUUAACUACUAGAAAAAAAAAUUCUAGCACCUAUAACUAGAGCAAAUAUAAUACUAAAACACAUAGAUAAAAUAGAAACAAAUAACAUAGAAACCAAGAACAAAAGAUUGAGUGUCUAACGGUGCAAAGAAGCAUAGAGAUCACAUGUUAUCUUCCUCAUGAUUGUUUUGUAACUGUAUUCUUACAUUCUCAGAAUAAAAGAAGUACAGGCACAGACCACUUUAAGCUGAGAGAUCUUUAUUCGACACUGACCAUAAUGUGGUUAAUCUGCAAUAAAAUGCACAUGGAAACUGAAACUGAUGAUCGCUGGAUGUUUGGGAGAUCUUUGGCAUCCUGUGGUAAUUUUCCGGUUAUAACUUCAUUGCCAGUGGUUUACAACAACUAGACCAUAGUGAGAACUUCAAAAUGAGCACGUUUAUGAAGGUUUGCUGUGCAUUUGUCAUUCUUCUGAAGCUGAUGAAAGGAGCGCUUUUGAUGACGUGUGGAUUUUCUAACUUUACCGAAAGCCUGAUUAAAGAAGAAUACAGUUCUAUCAAUAUCAACUACACCAUCAACGUUACGGCAAGUCCUGAUGUUACAGACAUGUUUUAUGCUCAAUAUACGGUUUGUGAAGGAAACUCUUUGAAAACUCCAUGUAUAUUUAUUUACGAGAAAGACUUUAGCACCGAGUUUAAGAAGGACUUUAGUGGGAGGACAGGAGUCACCUGCUACUGGGAACAACGACACGUGAGCAGCUCUGUGGUGGCUUUAGACAUCUACAUCUCUCAGGUCGUCACCAGGUCACUGAGUGCGAUUAUCCUCUCUACUGACAGAGGCGAGGCACCAAAACCUACUCGACUGAUACGUGUUGAGGUGUUGUAUCCACCCAAUGUCACGAAUCUGACUGUGGACGGGGGCGAUAAUGUCAUCAUCGAUGAGGGCCAGGUGGUCAGUGUCGCCUGCUUCUUUGAGAAGGGCAAUCCAGCAGGUUUCUUUUAUUUGCUGGAUAAACAUGGAACGAAGCUGAAUUCCUCUAGUUCUGAAGGACACCUUAGCUACUCUCUUACUGCCCGGUGUGAAGAUGACUGGCCAGUAGUCAGGUGUGAAGGCAACGGGUCGCAACAUAAUAGGUCUGUGACACUACUCGUCAAGUGUCGUCCUCAGUUUGUUGACAAGUCAACGAAAAUUGUUAAUCCUGCUGUUGACACUGUAACGUUUAGUAUCAAGGCCCACACCACAGCAGUCAAUGGAUGUCUCCUGACAUCUCUCACUUUACAACAUAACAACACGAGGGAAGUGAACUGCACCCUUACUGGGGAUCCACCUGACCUCGUCCUGAGUCUUCAGCUCGAGAAAGACAGUUUCCGUGGAAACUGGACAUUGACACUAAGCAAUGACUGGGGUUCUUCCAACACAACUUUCAUUGUCUUAGAUGAGUCAAUGCCAGAGCGAUCUUCAGGAAAAACAAUAAACAUCAAACUGGUGUGCGGUAUUGUGGCUGCUGUUGUUGUGAUCGCUGUUGCUGGUACUGUUGCCAUUGAAAAGGUCAAAAAGAAGAAAUACGGAUCAGACGACACAAAUAGACAUACAGUUGGAAACAGAGGAUCGAAUGAUAAUCGACGAGGAAGUUGUGCAAGUAUGAUUGUCAAUGAUGUGUAUGAAACGAGUGGAGCGGUUAACAACAACAACCACACCAUCCACACGUGUAGUCCUCCCACCCGAGACCCUCUUUCUCCACUGACCAUGUCGGAGAUGCCAGCUCGCCCUCCACGUUCACAGCACGCGCAGACACGAGUCACUGCUGCUGAUGUUCAUCAUGUUUCUUGUAACGCAUCAUUGGGAGCAGAAGAGAAUACCUACGUGUCUGCACCUGAGGUUCGAGAGAAAAAACGAUUAAAAAAACAAGUUGGUGCUGAUGACUCACAGGGUGACACCUAUGUUUCGGCAAGAGAAGUUCGCAAAGAAAAGAAGAGAACACGAGAAGAAUUGAAGGCACCUCUUGCCAAGGUCAGCGAUGAAGCCCAAACAACAAUGUCACUGGAGAAGCCAUCUUGUAGCAGAAACGCUGAUGGAUUAAUUUACGGAGACCUAGACUUUACAACCACAAAUUUGCCCAAGGACAUCAUCGGCUCCACAACAAAAACUGAAUACGCCGACAUCAAAGGCACCGCCAUCGUCCCCCCACCCCGAAACUACAAACAAAAAAUAAACAGACCGAAGAAAGAGUAAAGGAGGGAUUACUAAAGGAUGAACGGGAUGGAAAGGAAAGAGGACCUCACGAUAAAAAAACAUCUUGCUUAAUAUUUUGUUUUUGUUUAACUUGUGCUUAGAAGACAACAAUCCUAAUUACGAGUACAAUACUGAACAGGGUCUGAUUACACUCUGCACAAUUACAGUAAUAAAAGAACCUCCAGUACCUUCCCUAUUAAUCUCACAGGAUUUAAUAAUUGUAAAGUGCAAUGGUUACAGAAAUCCUUCAAUAUGUCCUGGUUUUAUUUAUUUUUUUUGUAUUGUCUCUCUCUCUGUUCCCUCUCUUUCUCAUCUAUUUCUCCAGCUUUUUUUGCUUGUGUCUGUCCAGGAAGCAUACACAUAUGUACUUGCAACUUCAAACGUCCUGCAGUGGACACAAAUCUUGCCAAAUACUGGAAUGGAUUCAUGCAUAAUUGUCUCUGCUGGAAAAUAUCCACAAUCAAGCCUUGUAUCUCCAUAUUACAAUACCUGACUAAUCUGCUCAUGUUAUUUACGAUCCUUAUUCGCAUAAACUGUACAUCUUGUUACAUUAUACAUCUCUAUUUUUUUACUUAGUGUACAUAUUUGAUACAAGGUUCUGCAGAUUAAUAGCAAUUUCCAUGUGUCGCUCAACGGCUGUUGUAAAUAGUUCGUAGGAAUGAAUUUUCGUAUGAUCUUUGUUGUUUGUCUCAGAACACCCUCCACAUGUACCUCAUUAGUGAUUGUGGAACAUGUGACCCACACGUGCUGCAGUUCACGGCACGUCACGUGACACAGAUUUUGAUUGUUACUGGGAUUUUGUCUGACUAUACUCCAACCCCACUAUGGCCAUUUACAUUCACACUUUACAUGAACUGAUCAUAUUCUUUUUUUCUGCUUGGAUUAUUAUGAAAUUUUUUUCCUUUUAGUUAGCGUGAGACAUAUUUGGCUUACAAAUUAUUUUUUCCUAAUGACCAACACUUCAACAGCUGCUUACAUUAUUUCUCCUGUUAUACUACAGCAAACAGGAACUACAAGAUUAAACACAAGUUCAGUGUAGACUGGGCUUCUUGUAUUCAGAUCCUGUCUAGGACAAGUUGUCAUCUAUCUACAAGAAGCAGCUGUGUGGUGGGCUGAGUGCCAGGCCCUGUUACAUCCUUGCCUCUAACGAUUCACACAGUGGCCAUCAUUAAGCCUUGUGUUGCUCAGAUUCAUACAAGUCUCUUGUGUACAUAUUUCCAGUAGCUGGUGGUCUGAUUUUCUCAUCGUUUUCUCCCCUCUUCAACGUUUGUUAAGCAGUAAAAUGCGUUGAUUUGUUAUUAUUGUUGUUAUUAAAGAUGCAUAUGUAAGUCAAAAGAGAACAAGCGGAAUGGAAUGUGUUGCUUGGCUGGAAGUACGUGUCCAUCGCAGCUCCCUGUGAAUAAAGAUAAAGAAUUUAGAAUUCAACAUCCCAUCAAGAGAUUUUCAAGUGGAUACGAAUCAGCAAGCUGAAAUAAACGGAGUCAAGAUUACAGUAGAUAGCAAUGUGCUCACUAUUUUCAACCUGUAUUGCCCACCCGACAAAGAACUUUCCCUGCAGACUCUUGAUAUCCCUGCCGAAACCUGUUUGGCUGUCGGCGACUUCAACAGCCACACAACCUGCUGGGGCUACGACGAGACGGAUAAUAGAGGAGAGGAAGUGGAGGACUGGCAGAUCGAUAGCAAGAUGAUCCUGCUGAACGAUCCAGAAGACCCACCGACUUUCUUCUCGCGCAGAUGGAUCUCCUCAACGACCCCUGACCUUGCUUUCGCCACUGACGACCUCUCCAAGAAAACAACCAGAGGGGUGCAGAACCAGUUAGGCGGCAGCGACCACAGACCUGUCAAACUGGCCAUCAACUUGCAGUACAGGCCCCAAGAUUCAAAGACAUUUCCCAGGUGGAAUUACAAGAAAGCCAACUGGGAUAUUUUCGUCUCAUUGUCAGACCAGUACACCAAAGGAAUACGUGUGGCAGACCAGAACAUCAACCGUGCCAUCGAUGCAUUCAACAAGGCGAUCAUUAAAGCUGCUUCAGAAACAAUACCACAAGGCGCACGAAAGAACUAUAGGCCAUACUGGACAGAAGAACUCCAAGAACUAGAAGAUGAAGUCUCCAAGACCAGGAAAAAGUUUGAGAAUGACCCCACCAUAGAAAACAACAUAGCACUGAAAGAAUCAAGCGCCAAAUACAGAAAAGCCUGCAACGAAGCUGCAAGAAAGAGCUGGAGAGAAAAGACAGAAGAACUGAACCUAGACAGAGAAGGA